This is a messenger RNA of Prosopis cineraria, 4315 nucleotides long. Its product is annotated as ABC transporter B family member 21-like. The record is from RefSeq and is a predicted model, not a curated record. Gene Ontology annotation, molecular function: ATP binding; ABC-type transporter activity; ATP hydrolysis activity. The transcript has 14 exons. Gene Ontology annotation, cellular component: membrane. Gene Ontology annotation, biological process: transmembrane transport. NCBI's taxonomy places the organism in Eukaryota, Viridiplantae, Streptophyta, Magnoliopsida, Fabales, Fabaceae. The coding region runs from base 411 to 4253 and encodes 1280 amino acids.
UAGCAUCCAACGCAGAAUUUGCACACAGUUAUAGACUUCAAGAAUCUGCAGAUCUACACCCAACAUAUAAGAUCCCGCAAACCUGGUAUUGUUAAUUACAGCCUCAAAAGCUUCUCCUCUUCUCUCCACCACUUUUCACCUUUUCCAUAGUUUGAUAUUUUCAAUCCACAUUCCUUCUUGUUCCUCCUUUCUUUAGUAAGCCGCGAAAAGAAUAGUUCCCCUUCCCGCUCACUGCGUGGUUGCGUUCUUUCACUGCUUUCCUACACGGAUUCUUCUCAUGGCUGUUCACGGAGAUUCCUCAGUUUCAUGGUUUCAGCUGCUGCUGCUAGUACUACAAGGGCGAAUUAUUUUUCUCCCCUGUCUCGUUCCUUCACACCUGGGGGAGUAUAGAAGGAGCUCGCUGAUCUGACAUGGGUGAGAAUGGCUUGGAAGCAGAUAAUAAGGCAAUCACAUCAGAGAAUCACGCAGAAUGCAGCACAAACGAGGCAAACAGAGAGAUGGUCAGGCAAAAAAGAAAAGUUGAUAGAGUUCCAUUUUACAGGCUCUUCUCGUUUGCGGAUUCCACUGAUACUCUCUUAAUGAUCGUCGGCACCAUUGGGGCCAUUGGAAAUGGCAUGGGUUUGCCUCUCAUGACCUUACUGAUGGGCCAAAUGAUCAACGCUUUUGGAAGUAACCAGCAAAGCACCGACAUUGCUGCAAAAGUUUCCAAGGUCUCUUUGAAAUUUGUGUACUUGGCAGUGGGAUGCGGUGUGGCAGCAUGUCUCCAGGUGUCUUGCUGGAUGGUCACAGGGGAAAGACAGGCUGCACGAAUAAGGGGUUUGUAUCUGAAAACCAUACUGAGACAGGACGUUGCUUUCUUCGAUAAGGAGACGAACACUGGAGAGGUGGUGGGGAGAAUGUCCGGUGACACUGUUCUCAUACAAGAUGCCAUGGGAGAGAAGGUUGGGAAAUUUCUGCAACUAAUUUCAACAUUCAUUGGCGGCUUUGUGGUAGCAUUUAUCAAAGGAUGGCUUCUUGCACUUGUCAUGUUGUCCAUUCUUCCAUUGCUGGUGGUAGCCGGGGCAUCCAUGGCCUUCAUUAUAGGAAGGAUGGCUUCCCGUGGUCAGACAGCUUAUGCAAAAGCUGCAAAUGUCGUUGAACAAACUCUUGGCUCUAUUAGAACUGUGGCAUCCUUCACAGGCGAAAAGCAAGCAGUGUCUACUUACAGCAAAUUUCUUGUGGAUGCUUACAGAUCAGGAGUCCAUGAAGGCGUUGUAGCCGGCCUGGGUUUCGGCAUGGUUAUGUUUGUCUUUUUCUGUGGUUAUGCUUUGGCUGUAUGGUUUGGCGCAAAGAUGAUAUUGGAAAGAGGAUACAACGGCGGCACGGUGAUUAAUGUGAUUGUUGCUAUAUUAACUGCUUCCAUGUCACUUGGGCAGGCCACCCCUUGCUUGAGUGCUUUUGCUGCGGGUCAAGCUGCAGCUUAUAAAAUGUUCGAGACAAUUGAGAGAAAGCCUGAGAUAGACGCUUAUGAUCCAGACGGUAAAGUAUUAGAGGACAUCAACGGCGAGAUAGAGUUGAAAGAUGUUUACUUUAGUUAUCCAACUAGACCUGAGGAGCUAGUAUUCAAUGGGUUCUCUCUUCAUAUACCAAGUGGCGCCACCUCUGCCUUGGUUGGAGAGAGUGGAAGUGGGAAGUCAACAGUUAUUAGCUUAAUAGAAAGAUUCUAUGAUCCACAGGCAGGUGAAGUUCUUGUUGAUGGCGUCAACUUGAAAGAACUUCAGCUCAGAUGGAUUAGAGGUAAAAUCGGCCUUGUCAGCCAGGAGCCUGUGUUGUUUGCAUCGAGCAUUAUGGAUAACAUCGUGUAUGGAAAGGAGGGAGCGACAAUUGAAGAGAUAAGAGCUGCAGCUGAACUCGCAAAUGCUGCCAAGUUCAUUGAUAAAUUGCCACAGGGAUACGACACAAUGGUUGGCGAACAUGGAACUCAGCUAUCUGGUGGACAGAAACAACGUAUUGCUAUUGCAAGAGCAAUUAUAAAAGAUCCAAGAAUACUCCUUCUAGAUGAAGCGACAAGUGCAUUGGAUGCAGAAUCUGAAAGGAUAGUUCAAGAGGCUCUAGAUAGGGUCAUGGUGAACCGAACAACCGUUAUUGUGGCUCAUAGAUUGAGCACAGUGAGGAAUGCUGAUAUGAUUGCUGUGAUUCAUAGGGGGAAGAUGGUUGAAAAAGGAACGCAUUCAGAGCUUCUCAAGGAUCCUGAGGGAGCUUACUCUCAGCUUAUACGCUUGCAAGAAGUAAACAAAGAGUCAGAAGAAUCUUCAGAGCGUCAAAACAGAAGUGAAAUUUCCCUAGAAUCGUUCAGACAAUCAAGCCAAAGGAGGUCACUUCGGAGAUCUAUAAGUCGAGGAUCGUCUGUCGGCAAUAGUAGCAGGCACUCAUUUUCAGUACCAUUCGGCAUGCCCACUGUAGUUAACGUCCCUGAACCUGAGCUUGAAAAAUUAGACGCGAAAAAAGAAUUGCCAGAGAUUCCAAUUCUCCGCCUUGCUUCCCUCAACAAGCCUGAAAUUCCAGUGCUUCUGCUUGGAUGCGUGGCUGCCAUUAUAAAUGGUGCAAUACUUCCGGUGUUUGGUUUGUUGGUUUCUUCUGUUAUCAAAACAUUCUACGAGCCCCCUCAUGAGAUGAAAAAGGAUUCCAAGUUUUGGGCAAUUGUUUUUUUGGCCCUUGGCAUUGCAUCUCUUCUCGCAAUUCCAUCCCGAGGAUACUUGUUCUCUGUAGCUGGCUGUAAGUUAAUCCAACGCAUCAGAAUGAUGUGUUUUGAGAAGGUUGUGAACAUGGAGGUUGGUUGGUUUGAUGACCCAGAGCACUCAAGCGGAGUAAUAGGUGCAAGGCUUUCGGCAGAUGCUUCGACAGUGCGAGCCCUUGUUGGUGAUGCGCUAGGUCUUCUGAUUCAAAAUGCAGCUUCCAUGUUGACAGGUUUAGUUAUUGCUUUCAUUGCGAGCUGGGAGUUAGCUUUAAUUAUUCUGGUACUUAUUCCCCUGAUUGGGGUGAAUGGAUAUAUUCAAAUGAAAUUCAUGAAGGGUUUUAGUGCAGAUGCAAAGAUGAUGUACGAAGAAGCAAGUCAAGUAGCUAAUGAUGCUGUUGGAAGCAUCCGAACAGUGGCUUCUUUCUGUGCCGAAGAGAAGGUAAUGGAACUGUACAGGAAGAAAUGCGUAGGCCCCAUGAAAUCUGGGAUAAGGCUAGGCUUGAUCAGUGGAGCAGGAUUUGGGUGUUCGUUUUUCUUACUUUUUAGUGUCUAUGCUGCAAGUUUCUAUGCCGGAGCUAGGCUUGUGGAUGCUGGCAGAACUAAUUUCUCAGACGUUUUUCGGGUUUUCUUUGCUCUAACAAUGGCGGCAAUGGCAGUUUCCCAGUCGAGCUCUAUGGCUCCGGAUUCUAGCAAAGCCAAGUCUGCCACUUCUUCCAUAUUUGAUCUAAUCGACGGGAAGUCCAAGAUAGACUCCAGCGACGAGUCCGGCGCCACGAUGGAUAACGUAAAGGGAGAAAUUGAGCUCCGUCAUAUAAGCUUCAAAUAUCCAUCCAGACCAGAUACACAAAUUUUCCGGGACCUCAAUCUGGCUAUCCACUCGGGCAAGACAGUGGCCCUCGUUGGCGAGAGUGGAAGCGGGAAAUCCACGGUGAUUGCAUUGCUCCAAAGAUUUUAUGACCCAGACUCAGGGGAGAUCACGCUUGAUGGAAUAGAAAUUCGAACGUUACAGAUCAAGUGGUUAAGACAGCAGAUGGGGCUCGUGAGCCAAGAACCAGUGUUGUUCAAUGACACUGUCCGUGCCAACAUUGCCUACGGAAAAGGAGGCGAUGCAACAGAAGCGGAAGUCACAGCUGCAGCAGAACUGGCCAACGCUCACAAGUUCAUCAGUGGCUUACACCAGGGUUAUGAGACGGUAGUGGGGGAGAGGGGACUCCAGUUGUCUGGGGGCCAGAAACAGAGGGUGGCCAUAGCACGCGCCAUAAUCAAGAGUCCAAAGAUAUUACUGCUAGACGAGGCCACGAGUGCGUUGGAUGCCGAGUCAGAGCGAGUGGUUCAAGAUGCAUUAGACAAAGUGAUGGUGAAUCGGACUACUGUGGUGGUAGCGCAUCGUCUGUCCACCAUAAAGAAUGCGGAUGUGAUUGCCGUCGUCAAGAACGGAGUCAUAGUAGAGAAAGGAAGGCAUGAGACGCUGAUUAACAUUCAAGAUGGCUUCUAUGCGUCCCUAGUCCAGCUUCAUACUAGUGCUUCCACUGCAUGAUUCUAUUUUUCCUUCUUCUUGUGAACUGCAAUACAAGGGCAAUAAAGGCAUCAUCUCCCUCA